GCCAGUAGACCUCCUGUUCAAGUUGGUUACUGAUGGAGAACCACAAACUGCAAGAGGUUAUGCUGAGAAAUGGAAAGAACGAAUGACUGAAGCUUACAGGAUUGCAUCUGAAAACAGCCAAAAGUCAAGUGAUCGUGGGAAGAAACACUAUGACCGGCACUUGAAAGGAGUGAUACUCCAACCUGGUGACAGAGUACUAGUGCGGAACCUGACUGAGAGGGGUGGUCCUGGCAAGUUAAGGUCCUACUGGGAGAACACCAUUUAUGUGGUGAAGGAACAGAUCAAUGACAGCCCAGUCUACAGAGUGGCCUCAGAGGCAAAUGGGAAAAGAGUGCGUGUUCUGCAUCGCAAUCUACUGCAUCUUGUCAAUGAGCUUCCUGCGGACUUGCCUGCUGUAAAUAAGGGGGACGGGCCAUCCGCCGUCAAGAAAAAGAAACCAAAACCAGUUCAAAGAGAGACAGCAUUUCAACCCCACUCUGACACAAGCUCCGAUGAUGAGAGUUCAAUGUAUUAUGAGUUGAGGUAUGAUUUGAGGAGUAGAACCAAAGAGGAUGCUCUACAUACAUAUAACCAUACUGUAGGACCCUCAAGGGGAACAGCUGAGUUCAGCAGAGUGGUUAACUGUGGAGCACCUCAGCCGAUAGAAGCAACAGUAUUGGGGGAACGAACAGCAACAGGUGAAUUGAGGGAAACAGGAAUGGAACAAGAUGGUGGACACCAAAACACUGAACUUGACAAUGACAAGGGAGAGGAGGAGCAUGAGAUGGUACGGGAAUCAGGAGUCGCUGAAGUGCCUUUCACAGUCGACGGAGGAGAAGUUGGACUGCCGCUUUCAGAAAGGGCACGGUAUACACCCAAUGUGACCCCGCCGACAAAUGAAUCAGUUCCAAGAAGGUCUACUAGAGAACGACGACCUGCUACACAUUUCACAUAUGACACCCUUGGCCAGCCCUCUCUCCGGGUACACCCAUCAGUCAGUUGUGCUGAAGUGCACGAGUCACCAAACACAACACACUACACCAUGCCAUCAUAUCCCCUGUUACCUUACUUUCCCCUAGUGCCAUAUCACAUUCCGACAUCUCACUGGGCACACCCAGGCACCUUCCCUGUAUAUUAUAACCGCCCAAUCUAUACAUGUUAGUAAACAAGGAAUGUGGGUAUGUGGGAAGGGAAUGUGAUUUGAAUUGUUUGAAUAAUGAGUAUAAUGAAUACUAAAGGGUAAAAGGUUAAAUGUCAGGAGCCAUUUUGUUUUUGUUGGGGAGUGUGUGACGCCCACAAGUGUAUGGUCACAAUUAUAUUUUUUUUGUGAAUUGUUUUGAUGUAAAAGACCUGAUUUUAUGGUGGUAUUGCACUUUUCAUUUAGAGUUAUGAACAAUGUAAUUGCGUGGCAUUGCCACAAGGGGGAGAUAGCGCUGACUGUGAUAGGUCGUUGCAACGCUUCUGUGCCUCAGACGAGGAAGAGCCUGCAGACCGAACGCAACUCAUGUCUCCUGUCUCUGCUUUUCUGUUAAAAAUACAGUUUCAAAACAGGCCCAUCGAAGGCCUGUAACAC
Messenger RNA from Oreochromis aureus, 1552 nucleotides. RefSeq lists its product as uncharacterized. The coding region runs from base 83 to 1141 and encodes 352 amino acids. Lineage: Eukaryota; Metazoa; Chordata; Actinopteri; Cichliformes; Cichlidae. The record is from RefSeq and is a predicted model, not a curated record. The transcript has 2 exons.